AUGGGCUCGCAUCCACUGGUCCAGAACGAGCACUUUUAUUACCGCUUCCAGCUGGACAGGAAGAUUGGGCAGGGUGGGCAGAGCGUGGUGGUAAGGUGUCUAGACCACAAGACUCGGACGAUGGUGGCUCUCAAGAUCCUCGCCCCGCCCUCCACCUCCAGGGAAGAAAAGCACCAGACAACGGAGCUGCAGAUGUCCAUGGAGCUCCAGAGCGACUGUAGCGACGUGGACUAUAAUGUAGCCAGGGUCCUGGAGACUUUCUACUUUCGAGGACACAAAUGCCUUGUCAUGGAGCUAUUGAAGGCGAAACUCCAUUGUGUGCUCAGAGAGAUGACGCUGUGGCAAAGUUACGAGGACGCGGUGAGGUCGUACACUAGGUCCAUCCUCCACUUCUUGGCCCACACCAAGUCCCGGGGCAUCGUACACGGAGACAUCAAGCCCAGCAACGUUCUGUUGACGAACAUCGCGGACGGCAUCGUCAGGGUCAGGAACUUCGCCUCAAGCUUUUUUGUGGACGGCAAAACCUCGCACGUGGGAGCAACCCUCGCAUACGUGGCCCCUGAGGUGCUUCUCGGCUACCCGGCGACCUGUGCUGUGGACACAUGGUCGCUGGGAUGCACCGUAGCCAAGCUGGCCACCGACAGGGACCUCUUCCUCUCGUUCAGCCGCGACGACCACCUGGCAUGCUGUAUCGAGAUCCUGGGCAUGCCUCCAAAAGAAAUGGUGGAGAAAGCUCGCAAAAGAGCGGCCUACUUUGACGAGGCCGGCCAGCCUCACUGCCCGGCCAGGAAACGACUCCCGGCAAGUGUCCCCCUGCAUUUGGUGCUACGGGGAUGUGGAGCUCAGCUGGUGGCCUUCAUUAGCAGCUGCCUGCAGUAA
This is a messenger RNA of Lethenteron reissneri (Far Eastern brook lamprey), 879 nucleotides long. RefSeq names its product dual specificity tyrosine-phosphorylation-regulated kinase 2-like. Gene Ontology annotation, cellular component: cytoplasm; cytoskeleton. The record is from RefSeq and is a predicted model, not a curated record. Gene Ontology annotation, biological process: peptidyl-threonine phosphorylation; peptidyl-serine phosphorylation. Lineage: Eukaryota; Metazoa; Chordata; Hyperoartia; Petromyzontiformes; Petromyzontidae. Gene Ontology annotation, molecular function: protein serine/threonine kinase activity; ATP binding.